GUUCCGGGUGCGCGGCCCCGGAUGUUGGCUGCUCCCGCUGCCGCCGCCGCUCUCGGCGCUGCUCCGGGCCUCGGCCGCUCGCACCAGGGGCCGUUGGGAUCUUCCCCGGGGGUGGGAGACGCACGCAGCGGCCGGGGGCUCGGCCGGGCCGUCCCGGCCUGCGCAGCCUGAGAUUCUCUUUGUGGCCAGAUGGGUUUGUAUGGACAGGCUUGUCCAUCUGUAACUUCAUUAAGGAUGACGUCAGAACUGGAGAGCAGCCUAACGUCCAUGGACUGGUUACCACAGCUCACCAUGCGAGCGGCCAUCCAGAAAUCCGAUACUACGCAAAAUGCACAUGGGACGGGAAUUUCUAAGAAGAGUGCACUCCUUGACCCGAACACCACCCUGGACCAGGAGGAAGUCCAGCAGCACAAAGAUGGGAAACCUCCAUACAGUUACGCCAGCCUUAUUACGUUUGCAAUUAAUAGCUCACCCAAAAAGAAAAUGACUCUAAGUGAGAUUUACCAGUGGAUUUGUGAUAACUUCCCAUAUUAUAGAGAGGCUGGCAGUGGUUGGAAGAAUUCCAUUCGACAUAAUCUGUCCCUGAACAAGUGUUUCCUUAAAGUGCCUCGAUCCAAGGAUGACCCCGGAAAGGGGUCCUAUUGGGCAAUAGACACCAAUCCGAAGGAAGAUGCACUGCCUACUCGGCCAAAGAAGAGAGCACGAUCUGUAGAACGGGCCUCAACUCCAUAUAGCAUAGAUUCAGAUUCUUUGGGAAUGGAGUGUAUUAUUUCGGGAAGUGCCUCUCCAACUCUGGCAAUCAACACUGUGACUAACAAAGUAACAUUGUACAACACCGAUCAGGAUGGUAGCGACAGCCCACGCAGCAGCCUUAACAACAGUCUCUCAGACCAGAGUUUGGCGUCUGUUAAUUUGAACAGUGUUGGAAGUGUGCAUAGCUACACACCGGUGACAAAUCAUCCAGAACCGGUCUCUCAGUCAUUAACUCCUCAGCAGCAGCCACAGUACAACCUUCCAGAACGAGACAAACAGCUGCUGUUCUCAGAAUACAAUUUUGAAGAUCUCAGUGCCUCAUUUCGGAGCCUUUAUAAGUCAGUUUUUGAGCAGUCACUUAGUCAGCAAGGUUUGAUGAACAUCCCUUCCGAAUCUUCCCAGCAGUCCCACACUUCGUGUUCCUAUCAGCACUCUCCUAGCAGCACAGUGAGCUCUCACCCACAUGGCAACCAAAGCAGUCUGUCCAACAGCCAUGGCAGUGGUCUCAACACAACGGGCAGUAACUCGGUUGCACAAGUCUCACUGUCGCACCCCCAGAUGCACACACAACCCUCUCCACACCCGCCUCAUCGACCGCAUGGUUUAGCACAGCAUCCGCAGCGCCCCCAGCACCCAGCAGCACACCCGCAGCAGCACGGCCAGCUCCAGUCUCCUCACCCCCAGCACCCCUCUCCACAUCAGCACAUGCAGCACCACCCGAACCAUCAGCACCAGACGUUAGCACAUCAGGCCCCCCCACCCCCACAACAGGUAUCCUGUAAUUCUGGUGUUUCAAAUGAUUGGUAUGCAACACUUGACAUGCUGAAAGAAAGCUGUCGAAUUGCCAGCAGUGUCAAUUGGUCGGAUGUAGACCUUUCACAGUUCCAAGGUUUGAUGGAGAGUAUGAGACAGGCAGAUCUCAAGAACUGGUCUUUAGAUCAGGUUCAAUUUGCUGAUCUCUGUUCUUCUCUUAAUCAGUUCUUUACACAAACUGGCCUUAUCCACUCACAGAGUAACGUUCAGCAGAAUGUCUGCCAUGGUGCCAUGCAUCCAACAAAACCCUCCCAACACAUCGGAACAGGAAACCUGUACAUGGACUCCAGGCAAAACCUCCCUCCUUCAGUGAUGCCAACCCCUGGGUAUCCUCAUAUCCCACAAGCACUUAGCACUCCAGGAACAACGAUUGCAGGCCAUCACGGAGCCUUGAACCAGCAGCACGUGAUGCCUUCCCAAGCCUUCCAGAUGCGGCGUGCCCUGCCCCCGGAUGACAUCCAGGACGACUUUGAUUGGGAUUCCAUCGUGUAGAGUUUGUUUCCCGAGGCGUCAGACCCAGUGCCACCUUUCUGCGCGGUGAGGGAUGUUUGGGGACGCAGUUGAGGAGACAACGUCGCUCACCAUUUUACCAAUGUUAGUGAAGUUUCUUUGAAGACAAUCAAGAAGAGUUUAGCCGGAUGGCGUACUGCUUUUAUCUGACCCAGACGAGUACCGCGUGUCCGUCUCCCUGCCAGCUGCCCUCUGUAGCUCCUGACUGUUGUGUGGUUUGAACGGCUUUUGCGUAUUUGUGUCAGUUUGAUGUCGACCACAAGUGCCAGACUGAUUUUUCAGACAGAGCCUGUGUUGCUCCCAGCAGUUUAUAGAUGCCUACGUGUAAAUACAUGUGCAAAAACGACCGAAAGGCUUCAGCUUUUUCUAAUUGGAUUAUUAUGUCUGGAAAAGACAGUUACCGUGAGUUUGUGUUCCUUGUUAGGCUGUUUUCUGCAGGAUGCUUUUCACUGAUGGAGGCAGCUGAAAGGACGUAGAUUAUUUCAAAGCCCAGUUCCCCUUAUUUAAUCUCUUUCAGAAAUAGGAGUGCUGAGUUCUACGCAGCAAGUCGGAGAACUCAGACUUGGAUAGUCUCCAAACAGUCCAGAGGGGCGUGUGGUUCCUGGUAGCACAAAAACUGACCGAAUGUUUUUUGAUGCCUGGAGGAGUCUAGAGUCGAUGUUGUACUUUGUCAGUGGCUGCUUUUCGAAAUCCACAUCGUGUGACAGUUCUAAAGGUGUGCUUGCUUAGAAGCUGGGCAUCGCUUGGCAUUUAAAACAAAUCAAUGUCUCCACAUUCACUUAUGUAUUUAUUAUUCAGAAGUGUUAUUUUAAUAUUUAUUGCUGUCUUCUGUGAAUACUCAACGCCUGUUGGGUAUAUUGAGGAGAAAUGCAGUGUCUGAAAGCACAGAAUUAUUUUUCUUGAUAAGAGUUUACAGACAAGACAAUCAGAGAGAGAUUGUGUCAUUCUCUUUAUCGUUACUCUUCUGCCAUGUGAGUGUAUUUCUCUAUCUUCGCAUUCCUGCUGAUUGAGACUUACUAGCUAAAUAGGAUUUUCUGGAAUUUGAAUCAGAGUUCACUUGGUCAGCAGAACAGCAAGUUUCCCACUCAUUCGGUUUCCGUUUAGGAAACACUGAAAGGAGGGUAGAGCCGCAUGUGGGUUGUGUUUGCCUCCGUCUUCAGCGUAGUUGCCGUCGAGAGACCUGCUGUUUCUGUUGUCCUGUGUGCAUGACGUUUGGGUCCUUUCUUUGAAAUGCAGCCUGCCUCUUCGGGGUUCUUGUUAGUUGUUUUUGUUUUGUUUUAUACCAUAUCACAGUUACUUUGCAUGGAUUGAUUGUCUUAGUUUUCUAGAAAUGGGAUUUCUUUUUUAAAUGAAGAGAUUUUGAAUUUGUUCUUUAGACCAAAAAAAAAAAUAUUUUUUUUUUCCCAGUUCUAGUGAGGAAACAGUAUGUUCCAUCAAAUCAAGGAGUAAUAACUGCUCACUGGUUGCUUUUUAGCAUCUCUGGUCUUGAUCAGCCAAGCUUAUUUAAGUCACUUUAAUUACCCUUUAGUGAUUCCGUGGUUGAGUAAUCUCGACUUGAACUAAACAGAGUCUGUGUGUGUGUGUGUGUGGUGUGUGUGUGUGCGCACGUGUGUGUGCUUGUGGAUGCGUGUGGGUAUUUUUUUAGUAGAGGGCGGCCUUGAAUGGAUCACUGGGAAGCUAUAACCAUGGCAGAGGCCGGCGAGCUGGGGAGAAAGGAAGGGCUUUAUGUUCCUGUGGUUGGGACCUUGCUUGGCGUGAAGAAGGAAGCUCAGUUCCAGCCCCUUGGAUCAGCGAAUAUCAGAAGAUUCUGCAAAGGCAGCCAAUAGGCCCUUCUCAGAUGGAUCCGAGGUGAGAUGAGAUAGCAGCCUGCAGAGUAAAGGCUUGCAAAGGGGGGGUGGUUCUCAGUAGUCUGCUUAAGUCACUGUUCUCUAGAUACCAAAUAGCUGUUGUGAAACUUUCCGUUGUGUGGAUAGCAGCGUGCACUUUAAACAGUUUGGUAUUAGAAUGCAGUUGCUCGUGCUGAGUGACUCCAGCAGAAACCACUGGUGAAGACUCUACAAAUUGUGUGAAGCUCAUUUCCCAUUUGGCAAAUCAUUUACUGAUCUGCAGUGAUCAAUAUUUUUGUGAGAAUUUAAACUUAGCAUGAAUGGCCCUGGGGGCAGAGCCUCCAGCCAGACCCAUCCCUCCCUUGUGAUGCACGUGGUGUCCGGGGAGCCCAGGACAGGCCUUUCUCAGUGGGCUCCAGCCAGAUGGGCUACCUGGUGAGGCAGUGCGUCCGUCCCAGUGGUGAUGCUCAUGCAGAGCAAGGUCUGUCCUGGGCUUAAAUUGACUGAAGACCUUUGGGGGGAAGAAUCAUAACUGCAUAUAAUCAAACAGGGGUACUCUGUCCAGGAGAAUAAUCCGACUGGCAUUUGUGGCAGUUUCUGAAAUGUCAAUGUAUUCAUGUGUGUUCUUGUAAAUACAUGUCUCUCCGAUGUCCUUUGAAGUGGGAGGGGAUCAAUCUGGGGAUUAUUUCAAAUGGAAUAGAGUAUUUUGAUAUUGUUCAUUCAGAGGGUGAUGUGUACAUAUCUAUAUUGUAUAUAUGUGAUGAAAACGCAUUGGCUUUUUGUGCAAACACAAUCUGCUCUCUGUACUGCUGUUGGACAGUCAGUGUUUUAAUGUUUCUACAGUUUUGCUAUUGCACGAUUUCAUAACGGCACCCAUUCUUUGUAACUGUUUAGUGCUGUAAAGAAAUAUUCCAAGUGUCAUUAGGAUUGUUGCUGCCAGUGAUAUGCAUGAAUGGCACUUAAAAUAAAUAUAUCAUGUUAACUCUA
Messenger RNA from Phacochoerus africanus (Common warthog), 4889 nucleotides. It is a transcript of the gene FOXJ3, whose product is annotated as forkhead box J3. The transcript is spliced from 13 exons. The record is from RefSeq and is a predicted model, not a curated record. Gene Ontology annotation, cellular component: nucleus. Gene Ontology annotation, biological process: regulation of transcription by RNA polymerase II. Lineage: Eukaryota; Metazoa; Chordata; Mammalia; Artiodactyla; Suidae. Gene Ontology annotation, molecular function: RNA polymerase II cis-regulatory region sequence-specific DNA binding; DNA-binding transcription factor activity, RNA polymerase II-specific. The coding region runs from base 190 to 2058 and encodes 622 amino acids.